CGCCCUCACCGACCCGGUGUCGCCGCCCUUCACUCAGGCGCUGCUCGGGCACCUCGCAGGGGUCCUGGCUCGGCGCGGAGGCCCUUUGCCGUACAGCAUGGCGACGCUGUGGCCGAGGCGGGAGCGUCUCCUGAGAGUGUCGGGGCUGUGCCGUACGGUGCGAGCCCUCUCAGGAAAGAAUGAGUAUGAUCUUCUGGUGAUUGGUGGAGGGUCUGGAGGCCUUGCUUGUGCAAAAGAAGCUGCUCAGUUUGGAAGGAAAGUGGCUGUUUUGGAUUAUGUGGAACCUUCUCCACAAGGAACCAAAUGGGGACUUGGUGGAACUUGUGUGAAUGUUGGCUGCAUUCCUAAAAAGCUUAUGCAUCAAGCAGCCCUUUUAGGGAGUGCCCUUAAAGAUGCCCAACACUAUGGCUGGAAUAUAGCCCAACCUGUUCAUCAUACCUGGUCUGUGAUGGCACAAGCUGUUCAGAAUUAUGUGAAAUCCUUGAACUGGGGACACAGAGUACAACUACAAGACAAGAAAGUGAAGUAUUUCAACAUGAAAGGAAGUUUUUCUGAUCCGCAUACAAUCCGUGGUUUAACAAAAGCAGGUAAAGAGACUAUUGUUACUGCAGAAAAUAUUGUCAUUGCUACUGGAGGAAGACCAAAGUAUCCUGCACAUAUUGCAGGUGCACUGGAGUACGGAAUCACAAGUGAUGAUCUGUUCUGGUUAAAAGAAUCUCCUGGAAAAACGUUGGUUGUUGGAGCCAGCUAUGUUUCACUUGAGUGUGCUGGUUUUUUAACGGGCAUUGGAUUGGACGCUACAGUCAUGAUGAGAAGUAUCCCACUUCGUGGGUUUGAUCAGCAAAUGGCAUCUUUAGUAACUGAGCACAUGGAAUCUUACGGCACAAAAUUUUUAAAGAGAUGUUUCCCAACCAAAGUUGAAAAAUUGGAGAGCAACAGAUUGCAAGUGACCUGGAAAAAUACCGACCUGGGCAGAGAGGAAACCGAUUGCUUUGAUACGGUGAUGUGGGCAGUAGGCCGAGCCCCUGACGUUAAAACUCUCAAUUUGGAUGCAGUUGGAGUGAAAACUAAUUCUGAAACUGGAAAGAUCAUUGUUGAUGCCAGUGAAGCUACUUCUGUUCCUCACAUUUAUGCAAUUGGAGACAUAACAGAGGGCCGUCCUGAAUUAACACCGACAGCAAUAGCUGCAGGAAAACUGCUGGCUCGGCGUCUUUUUGGCCAGUCUUCAGAAUUGAUGGACUAUGACAAUGUACCUACCACAGUUUUCACUCCCUUGGAAUAUGGUUGUGUUGGACUGUCAGAAGAAGCAGCUGUGCAAUGUUAUGGAUCAGAUAAUAUUGAGGUAUACCAUGCGUAUUAUAAACCUUUAGAGUUUACAGUUGCUGAAAGAGAUGCAACUCAAUGCUAUAUAAAAAUGGUGUGCUUACGAGAGAGAGAGCAACGAAUACUUGGUCUUCAUUUCAUUGGACCAAAUGCAGGCGAAGUUAUUCAAGGAUUUGCUCUUGGAAUCAAAUGUGGUGCUACAUAUCCUCAGCUGAUGAAGACAGUUGGCAUUCACCCUACCUGUGCUGAAGAAAUUACCAAGUUGCACAUUACAAAGCGUUCUGGCUUGGAUGCAACAGUUACAGGCUGCUGAGGUUAAAUACCAUCCCUGGAAAGAAGGAAAAAAAGCACAAAAUAUAUUUGUAAAGAAAAGGGGCACUUAGAGUUAGGAACAGUUUUAAUGGUUCGAAUUCCGGGAAUCUUUUCUCGUUCUCCCUGUAGACAGUUUUUUCUUUCAUCCAGCCAAAGAAAUUGUCCUCACACUAUCACAGUUCUAAAACCAAUUCAGUCCUGCUGUAACGACUCUCUAUUUCAAAGUGCCUGUAAUUCUUACCUUGCUGGAGCCAGGAAUAAUCACAGUUUUAUAUAUGUAAAUAUAACUGAAGCCAUUGACAUCUGAGGCCAUCUACAAAUGAAGCCAUUGUCAUUUGAGUUUCUCUGUUGGCAUGACUGACUGCCACGAGAAGCAUCUCACACAAUAUUCAUACAGAUCCUAGGAAUUGGUCAGGGCCUUCCUUAGGAUUUUGGUCAUGAGACUUUCUCCUAAGUGCUUGGAUAGCUCAUUACCAAUCCUAAUCUUGAACACUGAGACUCUAGUCACUAGUAGAAACAAGUUCCCAGAGUGUGUAACAAUGGGUUAGCAGUCAUCUUUGGGUUUUUUCUUUAAAAUGUAGUAUUUACAGGAACUGAAGCUGUGCUGCUACUGGAUGAAUCCCAAUGGAUUAAUCAGUGGCAGCCUGGUCAUAACAUUAUGGUGAUGGCUGAGAAUGAAUGAGCUCAGAGGUGCUAAAGAAAGAGUUGAAUUUUAUGGUGACUUCUCUGUCUACUCUUGAAGUUUCUAAUUCAGUUCAGUUCAAAUUGACACAUCUCACAAAUUACUGCUUGAACACCAUAUAUUAAGCAAUGCUGACAAGUAGAAUCAAAACCACUAAUAAUCUGAUUCAUGCCGCAUUUUCUGUUUUAUAGGAUGCGGAAAUCUGGCUGACACAGUGAUAUAUUUGUUGAUUUGUUUUUAAGAUUUUCUCACUGGUUAGGUGGGUACUGAUUCAGAAUGGAUUUAGGUCUGGCUUUAAUAAAACACGUUACUGAAGGGAACUAUAUUAAACAAUGAUCUAGAAAAGAAAUGGUCCUGCCCAGAAUAAAGAUAGAAAAUGUAUAGCUGCAAACUUGUUUUUUUAAGCAUUGGCCAGAGUAAGCAUUAAUCUGUUGCAAAUUUCUGCUUAUUUUCCUGCUAUCCAGAAGGGGGAGAUGCUGGCUAAUUUGUAGCAAUAAAGAAACAGAAAUCUGAGAGUGAAGCUUCUCUUACAGAACUCUGUUAAAUAAGUAGCCUGACAAAGUCAAACAUGAAACAAACUGCUAUGAAUUUUCAGUCCAAGUUGCAGUUGUCAACAUUUUAUAUGCAUAGUCACAUAUUUCUUGCACCCUUUACAGUAGAAUAGUGCAUGUAGGAAAAGAUCAGCUUGAGGUGAAACAAAUGUAUCCUUUUUGCAGUUGAUUCAUAUCAGUGUUUUGAGUGUGGAAUUUCAUAUUUCCAUAGCUGUCCUGCUUGUUGCGCAGUUUGGAAGAAUAGUCUGAUGAUUAUGUAUAUAUUUGCUAUUUUUCAUUUGAUUACCAUUUCCACUGCUGCAGCAUGCAACCCAGACAGAUAGUUGGUUUCUUUCAAGGGUGGUAUCCUUUUUACUAUGAUAAAGAAAUCAUAGUAAAAUGGAGAAACCGGUAGACAAACAGUGAUCAGAACUUCCUUCUACAAUGUGAUGUAACAGCGUUUAUCACACUGUCACUGAUAAUAGAAUACUGCAUUUCCAAAGAUUUGUUCUGACUUAACAACAAAAGAAAUCUUAAAUGCUUUCUUUACAAAGUUUCCUGAUUUGUGGUCCAUAUUUCUGGCUCAUAAAAAAGGAAGGAGUGAUACAAUUUGACUGCAGGUGGCAUUCCUAUGAGAUCUGCUGAUGCUAUUUUCAUCUGUGAAGUCAUACAUAAGGUUGUAGUUGAAUAAAAGAAGUUCUUUGAGUGGAAGUGUUGUUGAAACACUGCCUGAAUAUCGCAACUGCCUUUAGAGAAAUGAUGAAAAAUUUUAUAUCUGUAUAUAAGAUAUAUAUAUGUAUGCAUUCAGAGUUGGUUUCCUUUAUUAAAGAUCUUCUGAGUGUGAUACUGCCAAAAACCCUACCAGAUUUUUCAACUGUUUUAUACAUUAAAAAAAAAGUUCAUAGUAAAUUGGGCUUUUUUUUAAAAUGUUUUACUUAAUAUUUCCAAAACUUUGAGAUACUGAGCAUUGCAGCCUACAGAGAUUUUACUGUCAGAAACAUCCUCCUCUGACUAAACUGUAAUGUGUCCUGCAUGCAAGAGUAUUUUUUUCCUAGUGAUUGCCUAUUACAUUUCCUUUUUUACCCAUAAAUGAAAACAUUGGUGUUUAGCCAUGUGUCAGCUGCUUUCUCUUCUUCUGUCCUACCAAUGCAUCCAGCACACUGAGGUGUCUGCUGCUACAGACAAAUCAAUAGAAAGAUGAGUUAAUUUCAUUCAUCAUAAAGUUCCAAAUAAUGAUUUAGGACAACAAGUAGAGAGAUCUCAAAGAGACGUGUCCUCAGCGUAUGUGGGGUGUGAAACUAAGGCAUGUCAUCGUUCUCAGGAGUAACAGAUCUGUAUUGGUUUUAGAACUGCUGAGUGGUCUGCAUGAAAAUUGAUCCUGGAUCUUGAACAGCAGCCUAGUUCUGUUCCUCAUUUAGUGGAAAAUGUUGUUGCCCCCAAUGUAAAACUAAACAUAGAUUCACACCUACACAACCCUAAUGUCAGCAUUAACAGCAAGACAGAAUAAUGACAACUAUUGUGAUUGUGCUUUUUUUCGUGAAGGAUUCGCUAGGGAUGGUCCUUAAGAAUUGUUUUUUUUAAAGCCUGACUGAUGCCAAUUGAAAUGGCUGAUGUGCACUGAAAAUUACUGACUAUAUGUGAAAAUGGUAAAAAAAAAAAAUUAGAAAAUUUAGUCAGGCUUCUUCUCGGGAUGCCAGCUGAUGAGGCCUUGUUUGUCAAACCACCCUGUGGUGCAAACAAGUCUGAGCAUUGCUGGGUCCCUCAUAUGUGCGAUCCCAAUAUUUAUUGUGUUGUGAAUUAAUGAAUUAAUAAAGGUAUUUUUUCUGUAAAUGCUUGAAUGUAGUUGUUUGAUUUUGUACAUAUGACUUAUGCUGACAAAAGAUUUCUUUUUUGAUCUUAAUGCUGUUUCUCUUGGUUGAGAUAUUUGUUAAGGAAACAAGUAGACAGACCUUUUAAUAAGGAAAUUGAUACUUCUCUGAUGUGUAAACUGAAUAGCCAUGAAGAUUAUUUCAGGCUGGAUGACCUUCUUAUUUUAAAUUUAAACUAAGAGAGUCUCUAGACUUGGUUCUAACUAAUUAGGAUAGCUAGAAACAGUGGCUAAAAAAGAUCUAGCACAUCUAAACUCUUCUGGUCCUACAAUGGAAAAUUAACAUCAUCCCUAAGAAGCUGGAAUAUAAACUAAUAAGCCACUGCCACAAGGAAUGACUGCCUUCUGUGCUGAUGACAGAUCUGCCCCUCCGUUAUCAGACACUGCUCUUUCGCCAUCUCAGUUUCCUAACAAUUGCCUCUGCCUGGGAGCCGGUGGAGCAGCCAUGUUGGGCCAAGCAGUUCUCUGAGGAGAAUGAUGGAUGAUGGAGUGACUCCCUUCAACAUGUCUGGGACACUGAGUCUCCUGCUGAGCUCUAGGCAUGCUUGAGGACAUCCAGUGCUCCUUUCCAAUGCAACUUCAGCUGCUCCAGUGCAGGUAACAAAACCAUCCAGAGAAGAGAGUUCUAAAGAACUCUCCAAGAAGUUUCUUUAACGGUGCUGACAGAUGUUUUACUCAAUGGAGAAGAUCUCUUCCUGAGAGCUGCUGGCUUUUUAUCCAAGCUCAUCUGAUUAGAGGGGACAUAUUCUUUUGAAACUUGUCUCAGCUAUUUGUGUUUCACUUUUGCAAGCCGACAUGAGAAGACAGGAUCUGGCUGUAUGCAUUGCUGAUCAGAAGACUUGCCAUAGGAAUGCAAGCUUGCCUGCAAGAGAACUGAUUGUUGGCAUGGAAAAAAAACUUGAGAGGAAGCCCUGUAAUCCUGAGAUGUAGUUGACUUUCUAAAUACAGGCAAGUCUACAGCUGAAAUUGAAAUCUAUCUGGGGAGAGAAAUGCAUCCAAAAUAUAUUUUUCUGGAGGGGGCUGACAGGCACAUAAUCAAUGAAGGGCAUGCCUUGGUAUAAGGAUGUAGUUGUGCUCAGGUAGUAACUGAUUUUGGACA
Molecule: messenger RNA, 5813 nt
Organism: Strigops habroptila (Kakapo)
Lineage: Eukaryota; Metazoa; Chordata; Aves; Psittaciformes; Psittacidae
Gene: TXNRD2
Product: thioredoxin reductase 2
Exons: 22
Coding region: 98-1636 (512 amino acids)
Biological process (GO): glutathione metabolic process; cell redox homeostasis; cellular response to oxidative stress
Cellular component (GO): mitochondrion; cytosol
Molecular function (GO): flavin adenine dinucleotide binding; glutathione-disulfide reductase (NADPH) activity; thioredoxin-disulfide reductase (NADPH) activity
Source: RefSeq, a predicted model, not a curated record